This is a messenger RNA of Durio zibethinus, 1612 nucleotides long. NCBI's taxonomy places the organism in Eukaryota, Viridiplantae, Streptophyta, Magnoliopsida, Malvales, Malvaceae. The record is from RefSeq and is a predicted model, not a curated record.
AUAUUUCCUUAAAUUUUUUUUCUUUGUUAUUAUAUUCCUUCAGAUUUUCUUUUGUUCUGUCAUCAGUUGUGGUCGGAAACCUCCGAUCCGCUGCUUUAAUAAGCGCGAUACCGGAAGUUAUGAGCGAUCACCUGGUUUUGUAUGUGGACCGUCUGGUGAGGCCAGUGCCUUUACAGCAGCUGGAGUCGGAGAUUGGUCCCUCGACGGAGAUUUCGGGGUCGUCGUGCUCACCAGGGGAGAAGGAGAAGGAGAAGGAGAAGGAGGUUGUCCGAGGAGGUGAGGAGGACGAGGAGGAGCCGCUGAUUCAGGCAGCGGAGUGCCGCAUUUGUCAGGAGGAAGAUUCCAUUAAGAAUCUUGAGACUCCUUGUGCCUGCAGUGGCAGCCUCAAGUAUGCCCAUAGGAAGUGCGUGCAGCACUGGUGCAAUGAGAAAGGAGAUAUAAUUUGCGAGAUAUGUCAUCAGCCUUAUCAACACGGUUAUACUGCUCCAUCUCGCCCUCAAGCUGAAGAAACCGCUAUUGAUAUUGGUGGAGGAUGGACAAUCUCUGGCACCUCGCUGGAUUUGCAUGAUCCUCGCCUCUUGGCCAUUGCAGAGGCAGAACGCCAAUUUUUGGAAACUGAGUAUGAUGAAUAUGCUGCAUCAAAUGCCAGUGGAGCUGCAUUUUGUCGUUCAGCUGCUCUAAUUUUAAUGGCACUUCUUCUAUUGCGGCAUGCAUUGACUGUACCAGAUGCUGAUACAGAAGAUGAUGUGUCUACUUUUUUCUCUCUUUUCUUAUUUCGAGCUGCUGGAUUUCUCUUGCCAUGCUACAUCAUGGCUUGGGCCAUCAGUAUAUUACAGCGACGAAGGCAAAGACAGGAAGCAGCAGCAUUGGCUGCAACACAAGUUGCUUUUGUCCUACAAUCUGGGCAACGCAGAGGUUUGCAUUUUACCAUAGCAUCAGGACCUGCAGUGACUCCCCACCAGGAAAGUGUUUGACUUAUUGGAGACCUGAAGUCCUGCACUGACACUAUAUUGGUAGUCGACGAACAAGUGAGAAUGGCUCCCCUGUCAGUAAACUAGAAAUGUUUUAUUUUUUAUCCCAAAUAGAUAGUUGAGAAAGAUUUCAAGCUCUACUAUUUUCUGUUUCAAUGAAUUGUUCAAAAAUUUGGGUGGCUCUUUGUCUUUUCCGUAUCUUGUACCCAUCAUUGUCUAUAUGCAUGUAUGAGCUAUCCGGUUCGUGAAAUAGUGAACUGCUUUCUCUGUCAUUACUGUUAUAGUUCACUCAUCUGUAGUAGCAUCUUUCGUGCCUGUGGUUAAUAGCCAUUAUUGAAAUGCGAAUCCCAUUUCCACAUUUUUAAAAUCCCAAAUGCGCCUCACAGUAUUUAGUGGCAUUCUUUCGUGAGCAUAUAUUCGUACAUGCCCUCGGCCUGAUUAUGAUGUAAGGGAACAAUGUUAAAAGUAAAGGUAGUUUAAGCAUCUGCCUUUUAACAUAUGGUUUUGGUGACAUUCCAUUUUGUAGUUUUUCCUUUUGGAUUCUGUUUCUAGUGCUUGUACACGUAUCGAAAGAUAAGGAAAAAAAAAUCAAGGUUUAGUUCAGUUACUUUAUGAUUUAUCUUCAAAUCUUAAUAUCAUUA